Botrytis sinoallii is the source of this 885-nucleotide messenger RNA. RefSeq lists its product as uncharacterized. The transcript is spliced from 3 exons. NCBI's taxonomy places the organism in Eukaryota, Fungi, Ascomycota, Leotiomycetes, Helotiales, Sclerotiniaceae. The record is from RefSeq and is a predicted model, not a curated record. Gene Ontology annotation, cellular component: plasma membrane. The coding region runs from base 1 to 885 and encodes 294 amino acids. Gene Ontology annotation, molecular function: acetate transmembrane transporter activity.
AUGUCUUCACUCGAUACCUCACACGAUGAUAUCCAUCACGACAAACCAUACGUACAACACGUCGCCGGUGGACCCGAUCUCUCCCGUCAAAUAACUCUCCAAUUAAACACCGAUCAAUACGAACGACUAUUCUUCCAACCCUCAUCCGCCAAAGGCGAUCUUGUCAAACGACUCGGAAACCCCACGCUCCUCGGGCUCCUCGGCUUCCUCGUCCCCUUCUCCUCCACCGUCUUCUCGCUCCUCACCUUCCAAGGCUCCUCCACCUCCUCCCUCGUCUCCGUCAGCGGAACCUUCUACAUGUUCGGCGGCAUCGCCAUGAUCAUCGCCGGCAUCUGCGAAUUCGUCCUCGGCAACUCCUUCCCCUUUUCCGUCUUCAUAAUCUUCGGCGUGCACUGGGUCUACAACGGAUACCUCAACGAUCCUCUCCACGGCAUCGCCGCCUCCUACGCCACAACCGUCAACGGCGUCGCGGUUCCCGGUGCCCUGAGCCAGGAAUACAAUGCCGGCCAGGGAAAUUACGCCGUCGUCAUGGCACUCGUCUGUUUCGUCUUCCUCUGCGCCAGUCUGAGAACUAACGUCCCGUUUGUAAUCGUAUUCUUCACGUUGAUAUUCGUCUUUGGCUUUUUCGCUGGCGGUUACUACCAAUUGGGAUACAAUCCUUCCAAAGCCGGCUUGGAGAAUGCAACGCACAUGUUUAAGAUUGCGGGUGGAUUUGGAUUCGUGACUAUAAUAAUGGGAUGGUAUCUGGCCGUCAUCACAUCGUGUGCUUCGACGGGCGUACCAUGCCCAUUACCGAUCUUCGAUUUGAGUUCCAAGGUCUUUUUCCGCAAUAGGGAAGCGGCAAAGACGGAACAUGCGGGUGCUGUCAGAACUGAUAUGGUUUAG